Passer domesticus (house sparrow) is the source of this 2424-nucleotide messenger RNA. It is a transcript of the gene FAIM, whose product is annotated as Fas apoptotic inhibitory molecule. The coding region runs from base 101 to 709 and encodes 202 amino acids. Gene Ontology annotation, biological process: canonical NF-kappaB signal transduction; negative regulation of extrinsic apoptotic signaling pathway via death domain receptors; positive regulation of neurogenesis. The record is from RefSeq and is a predicted model, not a curated record. The transcript has 6 exons. Lineage: Eukaryota; Metazoa; Chordata; Aves; Passeriformes; Passeridae.
GCGCCGGGCGGGCGGGCCGCGGGGCGGCGCUGCGCGGGCGCCGCCAUUUUGCGGCGCGGGAGGCGAGGGGAGGAGACCGGGCGGAGCUCUUUUGGCUUCUAUGGCAUCCGGUGAGGAGAUUACGGUCUAUGACGAUGAAGUAAGGUCUCGGUACAGCCACUUAGAGAAGAUGACAGAUUUGGUGGCUGUUUGGGAAGUAGCUUUAAGUGAUGGUGUUCAUAAGAUUGAAUUUGAACAUGGGACCACUUCAGGAAAGCGUGUUGUCUAUGUUGAUGGAAAGGAAGAAAUAAGAAGAGAAUGGAUGUUUAAAUUAGUGGGUAAAGAAACAUUCACUGUUGGAGCUACUAAGACUAAAGCUGCUAUUAACAUUGAUGCAGUCGGUGGCUUUGCAUAUGAAUAUACUUUGGAGAUCAAUGGAAAGAGUCUCAAGCAGUAUAUAGAGAACAGGUUAAAAACAACCAAUACUUGGAUAUUGAGCUUGGGAGGCACAGACUAUAGAAUUGUUUUAGAAAAGGACACUAUGGAUGUGUGGUGCAACGGUCAAAAAAUGGAAACAGCGGGUGAAUUUGUGGACGAUGGGACUGAGACUCACUUCACUGUUGCUGACCACAGCUGUUGCAUCAAGGCUGUCAGUAGUGGGAAACGAAAGGAAGGAAUUAUUCAUACCCUCAUUGUGGAUGACAGAGAAAUCCCAGAGGCUGUGGAAUAGCCUCUGGUUAACUAUUAUGGUAGGACUAAGAUCAGGAAUUUUCAAUUACUGUGGUAAUUAUUUUAAUAUGUACUACUUGGUACAUCUAGUUUGUGCUGGGUUUAUUUUCUAGUUUCUGUACGCUAAAUUAUUAUUUUUGAGGACCAGAUGAAAAUAAUUAUGUACAACCUCUUACAUUACCAGCUUUUAAAAAAAGCUACAUAUAUCUAGAAUAUAUAGCAUAUUCACUACGUGUGGAGAACACUAGUAAAACAGAAAUUAUAUGUCAGGAAAAAUCAUGCUAUAAUAAAAUGAAAGAUAAAUAUUCCGUAACACUGAAUCCUUAGCUGCAGGUGUAUGUGGAAUGAAGAGAAAGCCUGUACUGGGCACAGGAGUAAGAUGUUAAAAGCUUUCUCUAGAAUUAUUUUUUCUGUUAAACUGACUACAGACCUUUUCACAUACAGUUAAGAGAAAUUACACAGUUAAUAAAAAGGUUAAUAAUGAAAUACAUAGUUACCAAUACUUGUGUUACAGUAUUAAAUUAAUACUGAGUUAUGAAAACUGUUCUCUAUUCCCACUAGGAGCAAGAUGUUACAUUGUGCCAAAAAUAACAUUCCUUUCUUUCUGUGUUCUGAAAACUGAUGCUGUAGUUCAGAAACUCAUUACUGAGUUUUUUCAAAAAAGAAAAUAGAAGAAAAAAUAAUUCCCGCCAUGAAACCCCUUUAAAAAUAUCUCCUGGAGCAUGCUGACAUAAGAACUUACCUUUGUUCAGUGGUAACAAAUCUGAAAUGUACAACUACGUGUUUUUAUGGCAGUAAUGUGUGAAUCAAGAAAUAAGAGGAACAAGGGGACAGAAAUGGAAAACAGUUGAUGACUUUAAUGGAAUAGUUAAAAUAGGAAUAUACUAAUUCUGUUUUCAGAAUUGCAGCGUAAUUUCUAAGAGCAACCUUUGGACUUUUUGAGAGCAAAACUCUUGUGUUAGAGACUCACACUACAAAACUCUCUUUGAAACGGCAAGCAUAGCUUGUCUUAAAAAUAAUUUUUAAAAAAACCAAAAUAUGAAUAUAUUAAUCUAAAAGUUUAUUUUGCAAUGGUUAAAAAAUAUUUCCACUUGUAACCUCAGAAUUCAGAAUUAAACUUUUAUAACUUAAUUUAUUUUGGACUUGUGAAUGGCUCCUAGCACUACAACUACUAGUUCAGGAGUUACAGGUGCAGUACAAGCAUCCUGGGUAUCCAUUAACACAUUAUUUUGAAAAGUUUUAUUAAAUGCUAACUUCAUCUGUGUUUUAGAGAUCAGACUGCUCCCCAUCAGCAGGCUUUACGAGAGGAAGUUUCCAGGUACCCAAGUGCUGGACUGAAUCCCCUUUUACACUGGAAUUACUGUAACAGCUCUUGGGCUUUUCCGUGUAUUUGCUUCAGGUCACUGCAGAAGCAAUGUGGGGAUUCCUGGCUACAAGGGUGACAAUGUAAUCUUUACAAGAUGUUGGUAAAGGUAGAUUAAUUGAAAAAUAUCUUCAAGCUGUAGCUUGAACCAGUUCUCUACUAUUUUGUAACCUUUCAAAGAGAUUGAAUGCUGCUGAGAAAUCUGAAGCUCAUGUACAGUACAAAUCACGUUCUUAAGACUACAGAAAAAUGCAAGUGAACAGAUAGUGACAUUCAUACUUUUUAUUUUGAAUAUGUGCAUCUACAGUGCUUGAAGUAACUAAUAAAAAAUGUACAGCAACCAUUGUAAGAAA